ACAGAUAGUGCUACAAAGUGUAUGACAACGGAAGUUGGAAGCAAAUUUCGACGGGUAAAAAGAACAAUGUUCUUAAAUUCCAUGAAAAGCAUUUCGUACGCUAUGGAUACAUUUGUCAUUCUCUAAAAGAGCAUUUUUGAGUAUAUGCGUGUUUGUGUAUACUGUCUGUGUAUUCUACACUGACAAGAAAACAUAAAAUCUAGUUAAAAAUAGAGGCAUGAUUUUUAUGCGCUACCAGCACCGAAGGCAAGAGGCAGAAGAUGGAGGAGGACCUAGAGAAAACUCAGGCCACGAAAUGAAGCGCAAAAUGAACGUCAUAAACCUCACAGGAGAAAGUCUUCGAGCAGUAGCCAGAGAGACACUCAUUUCUACAUUCGUCUGUGGAACUCUUCUUUUAUUUCUGGGAAUUUCUAUUCUCUGUGUUGGACUUUUUGUUCCAAGUUUCAAAAGAGACCCAACGUCUUGCUUUGUUGUAGGUCCAACUUUCAUAGUUCUUGGCACUUUAGUUCUACUUUUAUCGUUAGGUAUAAUCCUAAAAUUAAGAAAGAUAUCUUCAUCAAUUAGAUCAUCCGCCGAGCUGGAAAGUCUUGCAAAGAAAGGCAAGGAAAAUCAAAAGAAUAUUUCGGAAAAGGAUAAUAAUGACGAAGAAAUUGCUGCUAAGGAUUCUACGGCAAAGGCUAUUCCCGUCGUUAUCCAUCCUGCCACGCCACUUCAACAGCUCGAUACAAAACCAUUGGCAGUGGACGUUGUAGAACACAGGUGAAAUUGCUGGAUAUCUAUUUAGAUAAAAUUGCUGGAAAUGUUUAUCAAGAUUUGACAUUCCUUUUCUUUCUAAAAGCAUACUGAAAGUGCUUGAGAUUGAAUAAUUCUAAUAAUUUUGAAAAAUAAUUCGUAGAAAGAAACUUUGAAAUUUCAUUUAAUCACACUUUUCCCAUUUGGGAAAAAUUUUCCGAUGCUUCUUCCAGGAACUGGAAGUAUGAAGGAAGCUAAUAAUAGCAGUACAGUGCGCUUAAAUGCAACAAUUAAAAUUAUCUAAUAUGGACAUCACUUGACUUUUUUUUAUAGAAUAUUAAAUUGUUCACAUUUUUUUGAUGA
Stegodyphus dumicola is the source of this 1095-nucleotide messenger RNA. RefSeq lists its product as uncharacterized. NCBI's taxonomy places the organism in Eukaryota, Metazoa, Arthropoda, Arachnida, Araneae, Eresidae. The record is from RefSeq and is a predicted model, not a curated record.